Messenger RNA from Juglans microcarpa x Juglans regia, 2847 nucleotides. Its product is annotated as linoleate 9S-lipoxygenase 5-like. The record is from RefSeq and is a predicted model, not a curated record. Bases 194 to 2692 code for a protein of 832 amino acids. The transcript is spliced from 10 exons. Gene Ontology annotation, molecular function: protein binding; metal ion binding; oxidoreductase activity, acting on single donors with incorporation of molecular oxygen, incorporation of two atoms of oxygen. Lineage: Eukaryota; Viridiplantae; Streptophyta; Magnoliopsida; Fagales; Juglandaceae. Gene Ontology annotation, biological process: lipid oxidation.
AGAAAAACCAAGGCAAGAACAGGCCGUUCAACCUUUUCCAGAUUUAUAAAUAUUGCCAAAUCUACAUGAUUCAGUAGUUUUAUCUGCCCAUGCAUGCAGAUGCAGGCAUGCCCCGAGAUCAUAUCAAGUCAUUCUGAGAGGCAACAACUACAAAUAUUGAGUUUAAUCUGAAAAAGGAGAAAAAAGAAGAAGCAUGGAACACCAACGCCGGCGCCAGGCACCUGUUAUCAAGGGGGAAGUUGUCAUCAUCCGUCAUGGUCACUCAGUUCCUGGAAAAUCAGUCUCGGUUCACGUCUGUAGUUGCACUGAAGACAAUCCUGGAUCUGGCAGAGGGAGGUUGAGCGAGAGUGCAUACCUCAAACAUGGAAAAAGCAACACAAUAAAUGGCAUAAAAACCACAACUUAUAAAGUGAAGUUGCACGUAGAUCCAGAGUUUGGAAUUCCAGGAGCUCUGGUCAUAAAAAGCCAAAACAAGCAUAAAUUAUUCAUUCAGUCGGCAUCUCUCCAAACUUUUAAUCAGACUAUCCACUUCGACUGCAACUCUUGGAUGUACCCUUUCAAAAAGACUAAAGCUGAUCGAGUAUUUUUCUCAAACACUAGUUAUCUUCCAAACCAGACACCAAGUGGUCUAAUGGAACUGAGGAAGAACGAACUCAAAAGCUUGAGAGGAAAGAGGACUGGAGAGAGGAAGGAAUGGGAUCGAAUCUACGACUAUGACUACUAUAAUGAUCUCGGCAACCCUGACAAAGGUCGAAAACAUACGAGACCUGUCUUAGGUGGGUCUGUGUCACAUCCAUAUCCUCGUAGACUAAGAACGGGUCGGCCUCCCAGCAAUGAAGAUCCUUUAACUGAAAGUCAUUCGGGAAAAGACAACUUGGAUAUAUAUGUUCCUCCAGAUGAGCGUUUCAGCCCCAAGAAACUAUCUGCAUUUAUAUUGAACUCAUUCCAGGCUACCAUACAUUUCCUAAGCCCCGAGGAAAAAUCACUGUUCCAACAAGAUUUUAGUAGUUUUCACACAUUUGAAGAGACACACAGAAUGUUUUCUAGCAAUAGAAGCCAUGCAGUGGAAGAAUGGGUUAAAGGGAUUCUAAAGAAAGGGGUGCCAGAAGAGCUCUACAGAGAAGUCAUUCAUGCAAACAAGAAAAACCCGUUGAAAUUUCCAUUGCCUCAAAUUAUAGCAGAAAAUGGAAUGGCAUGGUUGGAUGAUGAGGAGUUUGGGCGCCAGAUGCUUGCUGGAACUAAUCCAACGCGAAUCCAGUGCUUGGAGGAAUUUCCGCCACAGGACAAAAAUGGAGUGAAAAGUUCAAUAAAGAGAUCACACAUAGAGCACAACCUUGAUGACCUGACUGUUGUUGAGGCAAUGAAUCAAUGGAGGCUAUUCAUUUUAGAUCACCAUGACUACCUAAUGCCAUAUAUAAGCAGAAUAAACACAAAGGGUGUUUGCGUUUAUGCAUCUCGAACACUACUAUUCUUAAGGAGUGAUGACACGCUAAAGCCAAUAGCAAUAGAACUUAGCUUGAUUGGCUCGAAUGAUGUCAACGAGAUCAAUAGGGUUUUUGUUCCAUCAAGUCAGGGGACUGAAGCAGCACUGUGGCAGCUUGCUAAAGCUCAUGUUGCAACUAAUGACUCUGUCCAUCAUCACCUAAUCAGCCAUUGGCUGCAAACCCAUGCAGUAGUCGAACCAUUCAUCAUUGCCACUAGAAGGCAGUUGAGUGAGAUGCAUCCAAUCCAUCGUUUACUGAAUCCUCAUUUCAAAGACACCAUGCACAUAAAUGCGUUGGCUCGGAGAAUCCUCAUCAACUCUGGAGGAAUCCUUGAGAAAAUAUUAUUUUCUGGUGAAGUCUCCAUGGAGUUGUCUUCUGAGCUUUACAAGGGGUGGAGAUUUGAUGAGCAGGGCCUUCCUGCUGAUUUACUUAAAAGAGGUAUGGCCCUGGAAGAUGCAGAUCCAGACAAUCCCACUGGAGUUCAGCUACUCUUUGAGGACUAUCCCUAUGGAGCAGAUGGACUUGAGAUAUGGACUGCCAUCAAGACAUGGGUCACAGAGUUUUGCAUCGUCUUUUACAAAGACGACAAUUCUGUCCAGACUGAUUCAGAACUCCAAGCAUGGUGGUGGGAAAUACGAUAUGUAGGUCAUGGGGAUAAGUGGCACGAGGAAUGGUGGUAUCAAAUGACAACAUGCUCAACCCUAAUAGAGACUUUAACAAUUCUCAUAUGGAUAGCAUCUGCAAUCCAUGCUUCGGUGAACUUUGGGCAAUACACAUAUGCCGGUUACCCUCUAAAUCGUCCCACACUAUGUCGAAAGUUCAUUCCAAAGGAAGGAACAUUUGAAUAUGCUGAAUUCCUCAAGGAUCCAGACAAAUACUAUCUUAAGAUGUUGCCUGACACAUUUGAAAUGUCCAUUGGUGUAGCAUUAGUGGAGGUCCUCUCAAGGCACACAUCAGAUGAAGUGUACUUGGGCCAAAGGCCAUCCGAGUGGACAGAUAAUGAAGAGGUUCGACAUAAAUUUGAGAAGUUCAAUGGCACACUUAAAGAGAUAGAGACGAAAAUCAUGAGCCGGAAUGGAGAUCCCAAGCUCAAGAACAGAUGCGGUCCUGCAAAAGUUCCAUUCAAUGGUUUAUACCCAGAUACGUCCAAUAUUGCAUCUCAAGUCGGCAUGACAGGAAAGGGGAUUCCUAACAGCAUAUCCAUUUGACAUGUCUAACAUAUCCAAGGUGCUUCACACAAUGAUGAUUUUAUUUAUUUAUUUGACAGGCUUGCAGUUCAAAACCUGGUUAUAAUAGCUGCCCUAGCUCUCGUUUUAUCACCAACAUUGGCCUUGAACAGCAAGACGUGCACUAGCACCAAGUC